Molecule: messenger RNA, 6450 nt
Organism: Chelmon rostratus (copperband butterflyfish)
Lineage: Eukaryota; Metazoa; Chordata; Actinopteri; Chaetodontiformes; Chaetodontidae
Product: KIAA0319-like ortholog
Exons: 25
Coding region: 950-3880 (976 amino acids)
Cellular component (GO): plasma membrane; cytoplasmic vesicle
Source: RefSeq, a predicted model, not a curated record
AGGCGAAUCAUCUGUGCAAGAGAGAGGAAUACUGACCUAAUUAACUGUUCUGAGGACAACAGCAGCGACGGCACAACACAUCAGAGCGACCGACCGAAGUGAAGGACUGUGCCAUUUGCUGUAACUCAGCCAGAAGAAGCUGUGCGUGGGACUUGGUGUCAUUACAGAGAGCGCUCCACCAACCUGUCUGCCUAGAAGCCAAUACAGAGCUGACAAUUGUGCUAUUGACUGCUGCAACUGAGAGAGAGGAGGAGGAGGAAACAGCCAAAGAGAGAGAGAGAAAAAACUUGUCCUUUCUGGAUAUAAGGAGGGGGGGUUCGUCACAGAGAUCAUUGUUUUGCAGGGGCUUCUCAUGGGAAAAGUAGCUAUUGAAAUGUCUGUAAUGGCUGAACUGUCAUCAGCUCAGUGCACCUGAGCUUGCUCCUGCUGCACACUCUCAAAGUGACCACCAGCCUGUGGGCAUUCGUUGCGCAGUGAAAAAGCAAAUCUGCGUUUUGACUUUAGCAAGGAGGACAAAAACGUGACUGAAGACUGCAAUUCUUUUUGUCAGGAUUAUUUUUACCUGGAGCUUUUUUUUUAUUUAUUUUUGGUGGCCUACCUGGGAGAGAAAAACAAGCGCAGGAGGACAAAUGACUGUUUGUGGAUUGUGGACGUACUGAGCUCUUGAUUAUAGCACAGAAGGGGGCUGCAGGGGCUGAAGCAUCCGUGUGCAGGAAUGCACAUUCCCAUAUGGAGGCAGACCAUACAGCGUGCCGUUUGAGCAGCUGAGCCUGUGCAGGCCCUGGAGGUGGCCAUGUUGGAUCUCUUCCUCAGAGUGCUGGUGUUGGCCCGUCUUCACCUGUCACCUCACGGCACCUUGCUGCCAACCUAACUCCUCGCUCCCUCUCUCUUCCCCCAUCUCUUUCUUCCAGCGCCUGGCCGGGAGAAAGGUACUUGGUCCUUGUGGAAAAUGUCCUAUGCACACCACAAGCUGCUUACCUGGAGCUUACCUCAACUCCUCCUCCUACCGCUGAUCUACCUCUCGCUGUUGGCUCCUCCCACAGGUGUGUCAGCAAAUUUCUGUCGGGUGACCGGCGGGGUGCUAGGGAUCCACUGGAGCAGCGCCAUCACCCUGGGUUGGCACCCUCUGGCGUCCGGGAGAGGUGGGGCGACAUGCUGGGAGGCCUGCUGCUUGAAGCCAAGCUGCAAUGCCGUUUGGAGCCUCGGCGGGCGAUGUGUGCUCCUCAGCUGUACGCAGGAUUCUGGUUGCCCCAUCACCUCCCUGCCACAGCCCCACCAGGACUCCCUCGGCCUCCUUCAGCUGCUCUCAAAGGGUCCGGUCUUAAGGAGACGUAGAACAGCUCGUCACGCACUGCAUGCAGGAAGCCACACAUCACAGACAGGACAACAUACCGGCACGGAAAGUGUCAAACUGGAGGUAGAUCACCCAACUCCAACAGCACCCAGCACCAUCGCGCUUCUUCAAGCAGCCCAAAAGAACCUUAGCCAGUUAGCUAACGCGAGUGCAGACAUCGCCCCAGCUCCAUCACAGCCGAACUCAACGGCGGUCAACGCCGCCGAUGCUGCUGCGUCUUCCAAUAGCAGCGAUGUCAGCACACCCACAGCGACCGCUAUCAUCGCAGCUCCAACACAGGCUGUGAGAGAACUGGUGGUGUCAGCAGGAGAGAGUGUGGAGGUCACGCUGCCCCGCAACGAGGUCGAACUCAACGCCUUUGUGGUCCCAACACCUCCGGCAGGGACAAACUAUGCAUUUGACUGGCGUCUCAUAACUCAUCCCAAAGAUUACAGUGGGGAGAUGGAAGGGAAGCACAGCACGACACUUAAACUCAGCAAGCUGACUGUGGGGCUGUAUGAGUUUGAGGUGGCAGUGGACGGGGAGGGGGCUCAUGGAGAAGGUUACGUCAAUGUCACGGUCAAACCAGAGCCGCGGGUAAACAAGCCGCCUGUUGCCGUAGUUUCCCCAAAGUUCCUGGAGAUCUCCUUGCCAACCAGCUCCACGGUUAUAGACGGCAGCCAGAGCACAGAUGAUGACAAGGUGGUGGCGUGGCACUGGGAAGAGGUAAAAGGUCCCCUGCGGGAGGAGAAGGUCUCUGCUGACACCCCAGUCCUCAAACUCACCAACCUGGUACCUGGGAACUACACAUUCAGUUUGACCGUGACAGACUCAGACGGAGCCACAAACUCAACACAGGCCACCCUCUCUGUAAACAAAGCCAAGGACUACCGGCCCGUGGCUAAUGCCGGCCCCAACCAGGUCAUCCAGUUGCCACGCAACUCCAUCAGUCUGUAUGGCAACCAAAGCACAGACGACCAUGAUUCCCUGUCCUAUGAGUGGUCCCUCAGCCCUGAGAGCAAGGACAAGGUGGUGGAGAUGCAGGGCGUACGGACACCGAUCUUGCAGCUGUCGGCUAUGCAGGAGGGAGACUACACCUUCCAGCUGACGGUGACAGACUCAGCUGGACAGCAGGACACUGCCCAGGUCACCGUGAUUGUGCAGCCAGAAAACAAUAAGCCACCAGUGGCAGAUGCAGGACCGGAGAAAGAGCUGACGCUGCCAGUUGAUCGAACCACGCUGGAUGGCAGUAAGAGCAGCGAUGACCAGAAGAUAGCCACCUACCACUGGAAACAAACCAAGGGUCCUGAUGGGGUGAAGAUCGAGAAUGCAGACAGUGCUGUUGCCACGGUGACAGGUCUUGAGGUUGGCACAUACGAGUUCACCCUGACAGUAACUGAUGAGAGGAAGCUGCAGGGUAGCGACACCGUCACGGUCAUCGUCAGAGAAGAACUGGACCAGCCGCCAGUGGCUCACGUUGUGUCAAGUCCACCCAUCGCUCUGCCUGUCAGGACCGCCAUUCUAGAUGGAUCUCGCUCCACUGACGACAAAGGUGGAGUCAGCUACCUGUGGACCAGAGAUGAUAACAGCCCUGCCGCUGGGGAUGUGCUGAACAACUCUGACCACCAGGCAGUGCUGUUUCUGGGAAACCUGGUGGAGGGGAAGUACAGCUUCACCCUGACUGUUACUGACAGUAAGGGACAGACCAGCACUAACAGGGGCACAGUGGAGGUCAAACCAGACAUAUGGGAGCAUGACCUGGUGGAGCUGGUGCUGGAGGUCUCGGUAUCACAGGUCUCCCACCGUCAGCGCGACAUGCUGCUGCGCCAGGUUGGCGUUUUACUCGGCGUGCUCGACAGCGACAUCAUUGUGAGAGACAUCAGUGCAUUUAAUGAGCACAGUACUCGUUUGGUCUUCCUGGUGUCAGGCGGUCCAGGGCGCCCUCCUCUGUCCGGACACAGUGUUGCACUUGGACUGCGCAACAAACUGCGCAAACAGAAGAAUGACUUUCUCAUCUACAAGGCAUGGCGGGUGGAUACAGUCAUCUGCCAGCUAAACUGCUCCAGUCACGGUGAGUGUGACUCAUUCACACGGCGCUGUGUCUGCCACCCUUUCUGGAUGGAGAACUUCAUCAGAGCUCAGCUCGGAGAUGCAGAGAGCAAUUGUGAGUGGAGCGUGCUGUAUGUGACUAUAGCAUCCUUUAUGAUUGUGGUUGCUAUAGCAACAAUUGUCUGGGGUAUGGUGUGCUGCUGCAACAGACGGAAGAGUAAAGUGCGCAGAAGCAAAAGCAGAUAUAAAAUACUAGAAGCUGAUGAGCAAGACAGUCUGGAGCUCCAACCACCGAGAGCUGCCCGCUUGAAGCCUGUGCCCGCUCCCACCUCCUCCGCCCUCAUGCACUCAGACUCUGACCUGGACAGUGAUGACGGGCAGGGCGGAGUCCCUUGGACAGAGCAGGAGCGCGGGCAUCUCCUUCGGCCCCAGAACGGCUCCCUGAGGAACGGCCAGGGGCCGGUGCGCGGCAAAAAGCAAAGAGAAGAGCUGCUAUAGCGAGGGAGGAGGGGGGAGCUCGCCGCUGCCCUCACACACACCUCCUCCAGCUGUCACGCCCCUCUGUUCCUCACUCUUCCUGUUUCUCUUUUGUUGUUCUUUCAACACAAAAACCUCACACUCUCAUCCAUGAAGACAGACUGUGUGAUAUCUGGAUUUCGGAAAAGAAACAUGCUGGAAACAUGUUGUCCCACUGUCACUGAAAAAACACCACUGUACUGACAUUUCCCUGCUCCCACACUGAGCCAAUAUGGCGGGAAAAAGCCUACUGUGUCACUGAGAACUAGGGGUGAGCGAUGUGUUUCGUAAACCCCUAUUAUUUAAGACAGAGACAUAAAGAAUGUACUAUUACCCCUCUUACUGAUGGCACACGGUUAGAGACUGCGGAAGAUGAAGUAGCCGGAGUGACACUUGACUUUCCGGAUUAAAAAAAAGAAAAAAAAAAAAGACUCUGCUUCAAUGACACGAACACCAGCCACUUGACACGCUCACACCUUGCCUCUUGUAGACACGCAUGUGCGCACACAAAGACACACUGCUCCAGGUCGACCUGAUGCUACCAAACACUGCCAUGUUAAAAACCAAUGGUCAGCUCUGCUCUGAUGAUUUUUGUUAAUGGCGGACAUGAUGGAUUGGAAAGACAAACUCAACCAAAACAGAGCUACCAACAGCAAUGGACCCUCCUCCAAAAAAACAAAAAAAUAUGUGCAUGAAGAAUGACAGAUUGUAGUUCAGGUACAAUCUGAUACUGGAAUGAUCGCCUGCAUGUUUGUAUGUUGGGUGUAUGUGUGGCUUUUUCUGGCUUCUGAGCCAAAAAAUGUUGCUGCUCAGAGCAUUUUUUUUUUUUUUAUGUUUUUACGUCUGGAAUUAACCUCUGGAAGAGUCACAAUGUUGACAGUUAUAGCGGCCAGAGGCAGAAGAUCUUUUAAAAAAAAAAAAGCCAUGCUUUUAUUCUGAAGGCUUCUCUGUGGACUGCAGGAACACACACUGGAAUACACAACACCUAAUGAGUUUGUUCUCCACUGAGACAAUAAUGAGAAGUUCACAACACAACAAAUGGAAUGGACUGGGCCCUGCUCCCUCACUCACCUCAUUAAUGUAACGACAGCUUGAACCGUGAAGACCACUUAGUCUUGUUUUUUUGUUUUGUUUUUCUAAAGCAACCAUUGAUUAGAUGUCGAUGCACUUUGAUUUCGUGUCUGUCAGCUUCAGUCUCAUUUUGUCUCUGGCUGGUUGAAAAGGGAGAUCCGUGACGGUUGAAGUUGGAAGGUUUAGCCAUAAACGCAGGACUUGACCGCAUUCAAAAUUAAAAAAAAAACUUUAUUUCCUUAAUUUUGAAGAUGGAGGAAUGCAGCUCAAGUCCAGAAGCACCUCAGUAAUUGUUACAUACCUGUAGGCUUGAAUGAAAUAGAUGGUGGAAGCUUAAUGUGUGGCAAAGUGGGACUUUUUAAUACUGUGAGGUAAAUAUACAGUUUUUGUGCAAUGUCAGCAACUAAUUACUAUUUGUUUGGCUCCGAAUAGGAUGAGCAAAUUCAUCCUUGCUUUUCUUUUGGCAAAAUUACACAAAAAUCUAGAUGACCAAUACAAAAAUUAGACACAAAACAGGCAUCACUAAACUUCCACUAGGAAUGAAAGUGAGUGUCCAGAAUGACCUGAAACUGUGUUAGAAAAGAAACGAUUUACUCCCACAAAUAGGAUCAGAGUCUGCUCUUAGUCGUAUUUGUGGGGAGAAAUAAUUUGUUUAUUUUGAGGGAUGUUUGGCAUAAAUGCAACAGGAACAGGAAACAACCAAAUGACUCUUACCUGCAACAUCUCAGUGUGUGAUCGCUUUGCAUGUGAAACUGGCCUGUAAGUCACCUUUUCUUUGGUUGUUGAAUGUUAAAAGGGUACGCCAUUGACACAGUUCACCUUGUACUCUGUGUGAAGUAAGCAAUCAUUUAGGAAGUUUUACAAGAAAAUGUCUGUUUCUUACUGUUAAGUCAUCUCAUGCUGAUGUGCACAUCAGGCCAGGCCGGAGAUAUUUGUUUUGAAAUAUUUCAUUCAGACUAGCUGAAUUUGUCUGCUUGUCUUUUGCCACCUUGUGUGAGCCAAGUUAAAAUCAAGCGCACCCAAGUGCCAACUCUGUAAAAUGCCACCUUUUGAACACUUUAAAAUAAUGUCAUAUUCUUCCAGUGUUUUUUUGCACACCACAGAAAAUGUUUUUUGGAGAAAUUGCUACAAUCUGAUGCUGAUUUAUUCUGAAUAUUCUUGUUUAUCUGAGUACCUUCCCCCCAAAAAACUCACAGUGAACUUUCUCAAGAAUAAUUCUUUACCUAUUGGACAACACAAAAUUCAGCAUUUCUUCUGUUACAUGGACAAAUUUUGCCAGUCACUUUUCGUAUUUAUAGAAGUGAAUUGACCUUGACUCUGAUGGAGUCCACUGUGAAGCAGACAGAGAAAAUGAGGAGCAACUGUUAAAUGAAGGGAGUUUAAUUUAAGAUGUUUUAGUGAAGGAUUAUCCCCUUCUUUCCCUCAGUGUGACCAGACCUGAUGCAACUGGAUAAUCUGUACAUUAAAAUAAAAUGUUUCAG